UUUCAUUGUGCGAAAAAGAACAAGAAGGAGGCGAGUCCUAUAUAUCUUAAACAGCUAGACCCUUGAGGUAUACUUAGAUUUUCAAUUUUGCGACUGAAAAUUUGCGGUCGUGAAGUUAUUUUUAGUCGAGAACAAAGUCGAAACAAAAUUGAAACUCGUUUCUAGUCGGGAAAAUGGAGAAAAGUCGAUCACAGUCGAAACAUAAGACGAGCACUUACUGGAUUUUGGUCGAGCCGGUCGAAACAAAUCUGAGUUGGGCCGAGCAAAAUCGAGCAACAUUUUCCUUUGAUCGAGAAAGUCGAAAGAUUUUAAUCAAAAGACAAGUCGAAGACCUCGACCUGACUUUUUAUACUACUCCAUUUUUUCAAUUUUUAACAUAUUUUAAUGGAAAUAACGACAUGACGAGAAAAAGAAUGAGAAACAUUUUACAAUUCAAGUCGUUUUGAUUUUCGUAGCUCACUCGAAAGCAUGAAACAAACUUUUUAACAGAUUUAAUUUUCCUGCGUUUUCCCCGAUUUCAAUUAGAAUGUUUUUUACUGACAUGCUCCAUUUUUAGGUUUAAGGUUAGUCAAGAAAAAGUUAGUGAAGCAUUAUUUAGCAAAAUUUUUACCCUUCUUGCCGCCCAAAACAGAAGCAAACGGAACUCCGGUAAAUUUGUCAUGACAACCAGGGGCGAAUCUAAGAUUUUCUAAAUUUUUUAUCGAGUUUUUUAUAAGUCGACCAAAUUGAAUUUCCGACCUCUCCCAAAGCUCUACAAAGACCCUAUUUUGCGCAAAAACUAAUCUGCGCCGUAGGCAAAAUCUUUGAGAAAUUGCUAAAAAUGCCCUUUUCGAGCAGUUUUUGGAAAGCUUUCGCCAAAAGGUCGCUUUCUUUUUUGGCGCACGCGCCUUCCUCAAAAUUAGUAUAUAUUGGCUCCCCUUAAAUCCGCCCCUGAUGAUAACCAUUAUGCAUGUCUCGUUUGUUGGUCCAAAUGGCGAAACGCGGAGGAAGGAUGAAUUUUUAUGCAUAUGUAGUUACAUUAGUAGGGCUCCAAAUUGAAUUUCCAAUUCGGAAUUAAGCUAAGCGGCCUCUAAUUUCGUUUAUUGAACACUUUUCCCACAGGACCUCCAUUCCCCCCUCCCCUCCUCCCCAACUCUUCUGCUUUCCUAUCCCCUCACCUCUCGUCUUCAACUCUCUUCCUUCCUCUAGUAAGCCAUGCUUUACUGCGUAUUCUCCACUGUCUCACACUUAGUGGUGGGUUUUAUGUGGGCAUCCUAGGUAGAACAUACCUACUCUUCUUCCGUCAUUCGAUUCCCAGUUAAUUCCAUGCGCCUUCUUUCGCUCCUCCAAUUUUGAAUCUGAAUUUAAAUUCAUUUCUUAAAUUAGAGACCACAUUAUAUAACCCCAGCUAAAAAAGAGCUGCAUACUGAUUACUCAAUCUGGGAACAAGUUAAAAUAGAAAGAAACAGCAGAAAUACUUGGACCAACGAACUAGCGAAAAUCUUUUAAGUUGUGGAUAUUCGCAAUGGCGGGUAGAAGUUUUCCUGACAAGCGCAUCACACAGUCAAAAUAUUACUCAGUAUUUACCAGUGAAAUCGAAGCGGUCAGUUUGAAUCACAACAACUGCGACGACAGAACAUCGACAGUCUAUUCAGUACAGUAUGAUGCAACUCGUUUCGCGGGCAGAAAGUGCGACAAUCGGUUCUAGCAACGCUGCCCUGGAUGGCGACAACAACGACCCUGGAAAAAUGUUUGUGGGCGGACUCAGUUGGAGCACCACUGAGGAACGCAUGAAGGAAUAUUUUUCCAAGUUCGGCGAAGUUCUCGAGUGCUGCAUUAUGCAAGACUCCACUAGUAAAAAAUCACGAGGUUUCGGUUUCAUUAAGUUUGCCGACGCAGACGCAGUUGAUCGCGUGGUGGACUCAAAUCACCCCCAUUUGAUUGACGGCAAGAAAGUGGACCCGAAACGAGCAGUGCCCAAACACCAGUCCAAAGUUGUGAGCAAAACAAAAAAAGUGUUUCUCGGAGGCCUGCCGCCGGACACACACGAAGACGACAUCCGAGCUUACUUCGGCCAAUACGGAGAAAUAGAAGAAGUUAUGCUCAUGUACGACAAAAACACCCAGCGACUCCGUGGGUUUGCAUUCGUCAAGUUCACGAAAGAAGAGUCGGCGGAUGACGCGUGUCGAGAACACUACCACGAAAUCAAGGGUAAAAUGUGUGAGGCGAAAAAGGCACAGCCGAAAGAGGUCAUGAGUCAAAUGGCCGCCCAGAAGCCGAACCCAAAUUCGGGUUUAAUUGACCCGUUCCCCCUUUUUGUUCGGACGCAACAGAGUCUCAUGAGCUAUAACCCGACAGCUGCCGGAAUGAGCUAUCCGAACGCAAUUAUGAACAGCUUUCAACAGUUCGGCGCAGCUUUGAAUCCUCUCGGUCUCGCUACCAUGAACCCAAAUUACUACCCAAUGCUACUGUCCAGUCUUGGAAACCAUGCCGGUGCGGCCCCCUCCCCCUCGCUAAGCAACCUAUCUUGUUUAAGCAGCCCACCGAGCAAAAAAGCACUUCAGAGUCCAGGUCUUGCAAUCCCCCAAAACCACUUUUUGUACCCCGCAGACACUACACGUGCAAUCACACCUGCCGGAAUGAGUCAGCAGCAACAUCAUCAGCAGAAACUGACAGAGAUUGCAAUGAUGACAGCUGCGAACCCCCAACAGCUAGCCAUGACAUCCCAGACAUCGCAGGCUAUUGCGAUUCCUUCCAGCAAACAGCUGGCCCACACACCCCCGGCCGCAGUUGCAGGGUUCCAGCCGGGCAUGGGUGCCGGAAACAUUUUUGAGAUGUACCAAAAUGGGAUCUUGUUUAACCAGCUAGCCCAGCAAAGUCUGCAAGGAACCCCCUCAAACGGCAAUAUUUUCACGACGGACAACUCGCAGGCGCUAUUAGCUGCGUUUAACGGCUAUCAGUAGUAGAUACCAUAUAAGCUAAUGAAAUAACGAUUCAGCAGUAUCAAAUUUGCUAAUCAGUGGAUGGUUUUGAAAAAAAGGAACUUACCAUUCCAGACUUAAUUAUGUUAAUUAACACAUGCAAAAUGAACUUGCCCAUUUUUAUCUGAUUACUAUUUACCCUUUUCAUGUUGUAAUCUGUCACAUAUUUCGUAUGUAUAUUUAUUUUUCGAUAUUUUGUUUUUGUAUCACUUACGUUCAUUUAACUCAAGGUGCUAACGAAUUUUACCAAAUUUAAAUGUCAACUUUAAAUUUAUCCAUUCCCCCUCCGAGCGUCAAUUUUUUGGGUAAAACCCAAUUGGUGGAAUUUUGAGAAGUUUUAAUGACAUCAGUUAAUUGUUUGUUUUAUUUACAUCCUAUAUACCCUCAACACUCAAAAGUAUAUGUGCAAUUUAUUUUGUAAAUGGACCACCAUCAAUUAAUAACUCUGAGAAAUAGUGCAGUAAAAAUACCUUCUGUUAUGAGAGCGUGUAGUUACAAAGAUGAAACUGAAACUAUUUUUGCAGCCCAUGAGCCAAAGUUUCAACCAUUUUAUUUUACACUCUUGCUGUGUAAUAUUUCCAGAGUAUGAAUUGUUACCAAAAAACGUUACAUUAAUAACUUACGGAGUGGAUUCUGUUUCAAAGAGAAUUUAAUGUGAUCAAUUUAUAAAUUUAAUAUUUAAUUAUUAGACAAUAUCAUGAUAUAAAUUAAGAAUUGACAAAAUAA
Molecule: messenger RNA, 3686 nt
Organism: Symsagittifera roscoffensis
Lineage: Eukaryota; Metazoa; Xenacoelomorpha; Acoela; Convolutidae
Product: RNA-binding protein Musashi homolog 1-like
Exons: 3
Coding region: 1641-2942 (433 amino acids)
Biological process (GO): regulation of translation
Cellular component (GO): cytoplasm
Molecular function (GO): mRNA binding
Source: RefSeq, a predicted model, not a curated record